AUGCGGGCAGCGGGCUGGGUGCGAUGCCAGCCGCCCCGGGGCCUGUUCAGCUCCUCACGAGACCGUGGCCUCAUCGGGGGGGCGGGGGCUGGGCACCUCAAGGAUCCCACAUCCACCUCCCAGCUCAGGCUGGGGACCAAAGGCCCAAGUGGUGUGUCCAAUCUGGAUCCCAAGUCCUCAUUUGAGGGCACCAAACUGGACGUGGGAAACAUUGUGCUGGCGUUGUACAGUGGCCUCUUUGCCUACGGGGGAUGGAAUUACUUGAAUUUCGUCACGGAGGAGAUGAUCAAUCCCUACAGAAACCUGCCCCUGGCUAUCAUCAUCUCCCUCCCCAUCGUCACCCUGGUGUAUGUGCUGACGAACCUGGCCUACUUCACCACAUUGUCCACGGAGCAGAUGCUGACGUCAGAGGCUGUGGCCGUGGACUUCGGGACCUAUCACCUGGGCGUCAUGUCCUGGAUCAUCCCCGUCUUCGUGGGCCUGUCCUGCUUCGGCUCUGUCAAUGGGUCCCUCUUCACGUCUUCCAGGCUGUUCUUCGUGGGGUCCAGGGAGGGCCACCUGCCUUCCGUCCUCUCCAUGAUCCACCCACGGCUCCUGACGCCCAUGCCCUCCCUCGUGUUUACGUGCAUCAUGACCCUCCUGUACGCCUUCUCUAGAGACAUUUUCUCCGUCAUCAACUUCUUCAGCUUCUUCAACUGGCUCUGCGUGGCCCUGGCCAUCAUCGGCAUGCUGUGGCUUCGCUACAAGAAGCCCGAGCUGGAGCGGCCCAUCAAGGUGAACCUGGCCCUCCCAGUGUUCUUCAUCCUGGCCUGCCUGUUCCUGAUCGCCGUGUCCUUCUGGAAGACCCCCGUGGAGUGUGGCAUCGGCUUCACCAUCAUCCUCAGCGGCCUGCCCGUCUACUACUUCGGGGUCUGGUGGAAAAACAAGCCCAAGUGGCUUCUCCGUGGCAUCUUUUCCACGACGGUCCUUUGCCAGAAGCUCAUGCAAGUGGUGCCCCAGGAGACGUAA
Puma concolor (puma) is the source of this 1008-nucleotide messenger RNA. NCBI's taxonomy places the organism in Eukaryota, Metazoa, Chordata, Mammalia, Carnivora, Felidae. The record is from RefSeq and is a predicted model, not a curated record.